UUUUUAAAGAGCACCAACACUCUGUUGGGCGGAUAGUGGACUCUUCACAGGAAGAAAUCCAACUGAUUACUUAAAAACAGUCCCACCCAUUUUAAAGCACACACACUGUGUAUACACACUGUUAGCUGCAGAUACACAGUUUGGUACAGUAGGAGCAGCGAGUGCAUCUCUCUGACACGGUGACAGACUAUUUCUGUAUUUCUUCUUAAGGAGGAUAUCAUUUGCUUGACUUGCAGAGGUGUAACAAGUUGAAUGUCAGUUGAAAAGCCUGUGUCUGAAGUGAGGCAAAAACAUGGGAAACGAGAACUCCAAGAACGGGGAGCUGACCGAGAAUGGGAAUAUUCCUGGGAAGCAUAGUAAUGGAUCAGUGAACGGCCUCUCUGCAAACAUCACAUCUAAUGGAUUGGAGAUAGCUGUUAACACUGAGACCAUAGUCCAGCAAAAUGGCGAGCCCCUCUCUUUAGAACUUGCCACAAAAUCAACUCAGCCUGAAAUCCUUGAAACCAUCAUUCAUAAGAAAGAGGUCAAGAAAGGUAAUGAAGAUCAAACAGAUGUAAGUCUUCCUGCCACCAAUCCACAGCCGGAGGCAGCUAACCUAAAGCGAGCGUCAUUAACGGUGCCAGAGAGCGUGACUCUAGAGCCGGGUCCCGAGAAAGAAAAAGCUCCUGAAAGUGACAAGGGAGAGGACAGUAACCCAGAAGAGAAUCCAGUUAUGAACUUCUUCAAAACACUAGUGACUCCCAAAAUAACCAAAAAGGAAACAGCUACUCCUGGUGCCACAAAAGACCAGUCCCAGAUGGAGAACCAACCAGCAGUAACCACUACUGUUGCACAAGUAUCUGAGCCGCCUGCAGCAUCCAAAGGAAUGUCUUACCCACCACCACCUCCUCCAGAACCACCGAGAAUGGAAAUCAAGGGAGAACCAGCUGCCAAACCUGUUAAACCCACACCCAAAGAAGAACCCAAAGCUGCUGCAAAGGAAGCCGAGUCCCCAAAAGGAAAAUCAACCAGAGUUGCUCUGAGCAAAUUCUUCCGUCCAAAGGUAGGGCUAGGUGUCAAGGCAUCCAAAGACAAGGGUGCUUCAGCAAGUGGAGCCAAAGCCCCGGCCAAGGCCAAGACUGCAGCAGUGACAAUCAAAGAUGCACCAGCACAGCCGUCGGUAGAAGUCCAGGAGACACCAGUGGUGCCACAGCCAGUUGUCGUUGUAGAAGUCCAGAGUGAAAAUAAUGUUGGACCCCAUGAGACAGCAGAGGAGGUGGCACAGCCAGUUGUAGAAGAGAAGGUGGUGGAGGAGGUACCACAGCCAGUGGUAGAAGCUGAGAAGGUGGAUCCCUCAAAAGCCGGCACUCUGGAGGCUGCUGCAAAGCCAGAACCGCCACCGCCUGUUCAGGAAGAAAAGAAAACUCAAAAAUCAUCCUUCUUUUCUCUCUUCAAGCCUAAAGUACUGUUAGACAACAUGACCACAAAAGUCCAGGCAGCCUCCACAAGUGGAGUUCGUCUCCUCAGGAGAACAACUGGAGUGGCUGCUGAUCCCCAGAAGGCGAGCCCUGCCCCAGCUGCAGCAGCAGAGACAGUAAAAGCCAAAGAGGAACCCAAAGCAGCAGCCAAGUCAUCAGAGGCGGUCGUAGACAACAAACCAGCUUCGGUGGCCUCCCAAGCUGGAGAUGAUGCAGCCAAUGUGCCCAGGAAACUGGAGAAGAGGAACUCAAUCCAUCUGUUCUUUAAACAUCUGAGUCAGAAACGUAACUCGACAGAUGCCGGGGUCCAGACAGAGCCGGUCCCUGUUGCUCCAGCAGCCGAGAAGGCCAAAUGAAGCCAAAGCCAACAAUACAGUUUCCCUGUACAGACUCCCUCUCUCUUUCUUGCUCUUACUCAAUCUUUAUCUCUCACUCUGUCUCAUCUCCCUCUCAACUCUUAUUGAAUUACUUUAACUCCUUUUUUUUUUUUUUGUUACUGUUCAGAAGUUACAAUAUAGAAGGAAAAGUGACAUGAAGGGUAAGAGCAUGUUGUUGAAAGACGAAGAGUGGGCAGGUAGUUGAACAAGUGGUGAUUUGAAAUGGUCAAAGGCGAGGUUGUUGAGAUUUAUAUAUAUUUUUUUUUUUUUGGUCAUAUAAAUGUCUUGACAAGUAUAGCAAUGUGAGUGUGAAACCUUUUCUACAGACAUUCAAUGUGACUUCUCUCUGUUCUUACGCCCUAACACACUGGGCUUAAGCAAUAGACAGUACCAUGCUUUGCUUUUAGCAAUUACUUUGUCAAAAGGGUUCUAUUUUUACAGUUCAUACCAGAAAAAUCACGCAGUUGUGGCUAUGCAGAGGUUAAUAUGAAAUGACUUUGAAAUAAGUACUUAAAUCUAUAUGACAUUAAAAUGAAAAGCUCCUAACAGAGCUGAUAAGAGGAGCAUUUUUGUAUAACUGCACUUACAGAUUGUGUUACUUCAUGAAAGCUAUAUGUAGACUAAAUCGCGUACGUAUCCUAACAGUCAUGUAUUGGGCCAUAUGGGAAAAUCACAAUCUUUACUGUUCUGUGGGGAACUGAUUGUAAAUGUAACAAAUUCAUCUGAGGUGGCAAAAUGGUGUCGCUGUGCCACUGUGUCCUUGUGGUAUGUUUUGCAGUCGUCAUAAAUCCCAGUUGAUUAGCUUUUCAUUUAACUGUAGCACUUUGUGUCAUGGAAUUUCAUGGAAGUCUUAUGGUGUUAGUCAUUUGUGUUUGGCAUGUGUGCAAUUAAUAUCAUGCUUAUGUUUGCCUAAAUGUAUGUACGCGUGCAUGUGUAACUUCAGCUAUCUCGAAGACAAUAAAUAUGUUCACAGUU
Messenger RNA from Sander lucioperca (pikeperch), 2809 nucleotides. RefSeq names its product brain enriched myelin associated protein 1 (gene bcas1). The record is from RefSeq and is a predicted model, not a curated record. The transcript is spliced from 17 exons. The coding region runs from base 293 to 1813 and encodes 506 amino acids. NCBI's taxonomy places the organism in Eukaryota, Metazoa, Chordata, Actinopteri, Perciformes, Percidae. Gene Ontology annotation, biological process: myelination.